Molecule: messenger RNA, 1332 nt
Organism: Tetranychus urticae (two-spotted spider mite)
Lineage: Eukaryota; Metazoa; Arthropoda; Arachnida; Trombidiformes; Tetranychidae
Source: RefSeq, a predicted model, not a curated record
UAUGCUGACUCGAUCAAUUGAGCGAUAUUCAAGUUCGAAAACAAUAAGCUAUUGUUUAUUAUCAGAGUUUUAUCUUGUUGUCAAUAGAAUAUAAAGAUUUAUCUGCAAGUUAGUCUGGCCAGAAGUUCGAAACUUAGUUUACUUUUUGUGUUUAUUAUUUAUCAACGUUUAAGUAUAGCCAAGGAUUUGAUUUGAUUUAAUUAAAAUGAACACUUUACAUUCAUUUGGACAUAAAUCCACAAUUGGAUUACUAUUCAUGUUGAUGGCGUUUGUUUUAGUUUUGCCAUUAACUCGAUCAGCACCUUUGGAAGAAGCCAAGUUGUUGCGGCAAAUUGCUGACCAAUACAGUGCUCCAUUGGUUGCCUCAUUCCUACAUUCAAGAAUACUGAAAAAUGAAGAAAUGAUUUCCAAAAUUAAAAGCUCUCUUAAAGAUUUGGAUCAAUCUAAAAUUGAUGUCUUUGGAUUGGCUGAAAAGACGCUUGAAUUAUUGGACGAACAGUUAAGUGCUUUGGAAAAUGCUAAUUACUUUGAUUUCAAUGGAACUGAAAAAGUAAAGUAUUUCAUUGAACAAUUCAUCAUGCAAAACGAAAUGUAUCCAGUUGAGUUUGGUUCCUAUGGAUCAGUUAAGGUUGCAUUUACUGCUGAUGCUCUUUUGGAGGAUCUUACAUUGAAAACAAGUGAUGCACUUAUCAAUUCGACUAAUACUAUGAUACAAACAUACUUGACCGAUAUCGAUGAAAAAGAGCGAAGUUUUGGUAGCAAUCGAAUGCAAAAGCUGGCUGCUUAUCUGGCUAGACGAGAGCUACAACUGUUGGCCAAUUAUGAGUAUCCACCAAAUUAUUAUAACUACGCUAACAAUGAUCUUAGAGAACCUCGUAAAGUUGCACUUGGUAUAGUUUUAAGAAAAGUAAAGACAAUUGUUGACUUCUUUUAUUCUCAGUUUAACCAUUUGUCUGAUUUAAAGUCAACUACCAAAGCUAAUGAAAAUUCAGUCAACGAAAGUGAAUCAAAACAAAUACAACCUGCGUUACGUGUGGCCGUGGUACAAACCGAGUCAACUACCAAAAUGAGUAAAGCAUCUGAUAGCUCUGAUUUUGAUGUGGAUGUGGUAACAAUCAAUCCUCAGAGGCAAGAAGAACCAUUUCUCAUGUGGCGGACAACACCACCACCACCUAGGAAAGGAAAGUAAUGAUGAAAAACAACUUUUACCUGUGACCGAAAUGAGGAGAAAAACCGACUCGGGUCUAAGAAUGGAAAAGAAAAAAUCGAGUCUUUCUUUACUAUAAACAUGAAAAAACAAUUUAAUUGCUAAAGUAAACAAGUUAUCAUUAA